CUUCCCUACCCUUCACCUGCUCUCUCUCACCAACUAUCAGUCUAUCUAUUUGUUACCAGACUGGGUGAAUCUCACCCUUCUUCUCACGUCCCCAUUAGUCCCUUGCUCCUAGGUUUGGGGCAGGUCCCAGUCCAAAAUAGGGGCAGUGACUACAAGUACUAAAUUACAGGAAGCCUAUGGAUUUUUGGGGAUUAUUUAUUUUCAAAUAAGAGGAUUCUAAAAACGAGAAGAAAUAUGAUUUUUCCCCCCUUACUUGGAUUACUAUUUAUUUUCAAUUUUCAUGCCAAGAUACUGCACCUGCUCUACUGCUGAAUUUCAAUCUGCUCGUCACCUGGAUUCCUGCCAUUCAAAGACGGAGAGCAUCGAUAUGGCACUAUAGACAAACUACUCCAGCAAUGGUUGGGAGUCCAGUGGUGACCUUCCCAGCUCUGGGCUAGUGCCCUACAGAGCACUAGGGGUCAGAACACAUACACACACACACACACACACACACACACACACACACACACACACACACACACACUUCCCUCACACACACUCUUCCACACACACAAACACACUCUUCCCUCACUUCCAACCCUCCACUCCUCAUCUGUGUUGUCUGACUCUAGAUAGAAGCCCUGUGGGACAAUGGCAGCUCACAGAAACUCUAGUUUCCUCCUCAACCUCUCCCACCACCCACGAUGGACACAAGAUCCCUCAAUGAGGGAGAGGAGACAAAGAAGGACAGAGGAUACAGAUACAAUGAACAGUACGACCCCCACAUCUUCAUCUGCAGUGCUACGCUCCAGAAGCUGGUGGGGCAACUGGCUUAUGUUGCCCCUGCUGAUGGCCACCUAUCUACCCUGUGAGGCCUGGGGCGCCACUUUCACUGUGGCCAUAGUUGGGCCCUGGACAUGUGACCCUAUGUACUCCAAAGCCCUCCCUGACCUGGCCGCCCGCCUGGCCACCGCCCGCCUCAACAAGGACCCCUACACUAAGAAAGGCUACUGGUAUGACUAUACUCUGGUCAACGAGGACUGUAAAACAUCCCGUGCUCUGGCCCGCUUCACCUCUCUGGAAGGCUAUGGCUCGGCUUUCCUCGGCCCUACUAACCCAGGCUACUGCUCAUCGGCCGCCCUGUUUGCGAAAAACUGGAAUAAGCCCCUUCUUUCCUGGGGCUGCCUGAAACCCAACAUGGAGGAUGGACAGUAUCCCACCUUUCAUCGGCCCUUGCCUCUGUCCUCCCGGGUUCUGUUUUCUAUGCUGCGGUACUUUCGCUGGGCCCAUGUGACCAUCGUGACAUCAGAGGAUGACCUGUGGGAAGCUACGGGACACGAGCUGGCGGCCUCUCUGAGGGCCCUGGGCCUGCCGGUCAGCACUGUGGUCACCAUGGAGCCUGAUAAGGAUGGUCCCACAAAAGCCUUGAAAAGGAUACAGGAGUUAGACCGUGUCAGAGUGGUCAUCAUGUGCAUGCACUCAGCUUUGAUCGGUGGUGUGGCCCAGUAUCAGCUCUUAACCUCUGCCUUGAACAUACGUAUGAUAGACCGUGGCUACGUUUUCAUCCCCUACGACACCCUCACAUACUCACUGCCCAAGGGCACAAACCUUCAUGCCCUGACCAAUGACAGCUUGUUGAGAAAGGCCUACGAUGCAGUUCUCACAAUCACCAUGGAUUCUGGCGAGAAUACUUUCUAUCAGAGCUUCAAAAAUGCUCAGGAGAAAUUUGAGAUCCGCACCAGCACUCCACCAGAUCAGGUGUCUCCAUUUUUCGGCACCAUCUACAACAUGAUAUACUACAUGGCCUAUGCAGUGGAGAAGAGUCGCAUGGCAGCGGGGCGCUGGGUGGAUGGGGAAACCAUGCUCGAGAGCGAUGGAGGGGUCAAAUUUGAGGGCUUCAACCAGCACAUCUCAUCCGACAAAGAUGGGUUGGGGAUGCUGGCUCGCUACGUGGUCCUGGACUCUGACGGGGGAGAUAAACUCUACAUGACACACACUCUGGAGGCCCCCCACACCCUUGGCAAAUUUGGGGCGGUCAAGUACAAUGGGCGCUCCAUCCACUUUGCAGGCAGUAGCCCCAGCACAGACUCCCGUUGCUGGUUCAGUCCAUACAUCACCUGUGGUGGGGGAAUGGACGCAGGUACUAUCCUCUUUCUGUUUGUCCUGUUCUGUGGGUUGGUUGGAGGUGGAGUUGCCUUCUAUAUGAAGAGAGAUGGCCGGAUUGGAAUCAGCUUUGGAGGAUCAGGGGGAGGAGGAGGGUCCUUAAAAGUAGUCUUGAAUCUGGAUGACCUGAUUUUCAUCAAUACCCAGAACAGCAUAAGGAAGCUGAAUGAGGAUAGUAUGAUGAAGAGUCAGCUGGACGUGAAAACGCCUCGCCACUCCGUGUCGGGACGCAGCUACUUUUGCUCCACCCCUGACAGCUCCAACGUCGCCGUCUUCGAGGGUGACUGGGUUUGGUUGAAGAGAUGUCCCAAUGGAAACACUGUGUCAAGUGUCAGUGAUAGCACUACAAAUAUUUUCACCAAGCUCAGGGACAUGCGGCAUGAGAACCUCAACCUGUUGCUUGGCCUGUUCCUCGACUCAGGGAUCUUUGGUAUUGUGACAGAGCACUGUAGCAGGGGCAGCUUGGAGGACCUUCUCAACAAUGAGGAAAUGCGUCUCGACUGGAUGUUCAAGUCCUCCCUGUUGAUGGAUCUGAUCAGGGGAAUGAAGUACCUGCACAACCGGCAUGUCAUCCACGGGCGCCUGAAGUCCCGAAACUGUGUGGUGGACGGACGCUUUGUGCUGAAGGUGACUGAGUACGGCUUCAACGAGAUCUUAUCCACCCAGAGCAUCAACUUUGACGAAGGCAGGCCUGAGGAUCAACUGUGGACGGCUCCAGAGCUGCUAAGGAACUCCAAGCUAAUGAAGAGAGGAACAUUCCAUGGGGACGUCUACAGCUUCGCCAUCGUUAUGCAGGAGGUCAUCGCCCGCUCUGCUCCCUUCUGCAUGCUGGACAUGCCUCCCAAGGAGAUCCUCAGUAAGUUGAAAUCCCCCCCACCACUGUGUCGGCCCACUGUGUCAGCGGAUGAGGCUCCACUAGAGGUGAUCCAGGUCAUGAAACAGGCCUGGAGUGAGAAGCCAGACAUGAGACCCACCUUCGAGGAGAUCUUCAAACAGUUCAAGAGUAUAACCAAGGGGAAGAAGACCAACAUCAUAGACUCAAUGCUGCGUAUGUUGGAGCAGUACUCCACCAACCUUGAGGACCUGAUCAGGGAGAGGACAGAGGAGCUGGAGGUGGAGAGGAAGAAGACUGACCAGCUGCUGGCCCAGAUGUUGCCCAGGUCUGUGUGCCUGGCCCUUAAGACAGGCAAGCCUGUGAAACCAGAGCACUUCUCUGAGGUCACUCUGUACUUCAGUGACAUUGUGGGCUUCACCACCAUCUCUGCACUCAGCGAGCCCAUUGAGGUGGUAGACUUACUCAAUGAUCUCUACACACUCUUUGAUGCCAUCAUCGGGCAGCAUGAUGUCUACAAGGUGGAGACCAUCGGAGAUGCCUACAUGGUAGCCUCUGGAGUUCCAAACCGGAACGGUAGACGCCACGCAGCUGAGAUGUCCAACAUGUCCCUGGACAUCCUCCACUGUAUUGGAACCUUCAAGAUGAGGCACAUGCCUGACGUCAAGGUCAAGAUUCGUAUCGGCCUUCACUCUGGCCCUGUGGUGGCAGGAGUGGUGGGUCUGACGAUGCCUCGGUACUGUCUGUUCGGAGACACUGUCAACACGGCUUCUCGAAUGGAGUCCACUGGGUUGCCUUACAGAAUCCAUGUCAACCAAAGCACAGUCGAUAUCCUACAUGAACUGAAAAUGGGCUACAAAAUAGACACCAGGGGCAUGACAGAGCUGAAGGGGAAGGGUGUUGAAAACACAUUCUGGUUGGUUGGAAGAGCUGGGUUCGACAAGGUUCUCCCCAGACCGCCUGAUCUUACUCCAGGGGCGAGCAACCAUGGCAUCAGUUUGGAAGAGAUUCCUCCAGAUAGAAAACAGAAAUUCCUUGACCGGCAGGCGAGGAAUAAGUAGCCUGUAAGAUUGUGUUGCCCAGUCCUCCACCUACCUGUUGGAGUGAAAGACCAGAUAGGUGAAUUGACCAGGUUGGUUGAGAGGAGAGGAUGGGUUAGGGGUGUGUCUGACAGACAGUCUGUCGCAUCACCCCAUGUGUCCUGUCGAGUGCUGAUCCACAUUGCACAAAUAAGCCAAAGUCGGAGAGACACUGUCUGUCUUUAACACAUUACAUUUGUUGCACAGAGCAAUUAGUUAAAAUAAGAGUAUAUUAAAAAUAGAGCAAAUGUGGGAAAUAGGAGGGAUAAAUAAAGGUGUAUUACAAUCAUGUACAAAAUACCAAAUAUAUUGAUUUAGGAGUCACUGUAGAAUGAAAACAUCACAGCACAAACAUGGGAAGAGAUUGGCUCUUUGCUUGAAAUAAACUAUAAAUGACCAUGAUAUUGUGUGUAAUAUACUGUAUGUAUCUCUACUGUCUCUUUUGCUUUGUAGAAAUAUUGGACAGAGUAUGAAAAUGUAUUCAUACUCAACUAUAUGACAAGGGUAUAUUAAAAUGUAGCACGUACUGUAGUGUAUCUCACCUGCUCUAUUUAAAUUUGGUACUGUAAUCUCUCUCAAUGAUACAUUCAUCUUAGAAGUAAUCUAUUUCCUUAAAGGUAUAAGGUAGGCUGUUGAAGAAUCUGGUCCAAGGCAUUCUGUUUUUUUUUUUUUCCUUAUUGUCGUGCUUCAAUAAUUAACGCCUUCUUAUUGUUUGAAUGAUAAUUGAGAAAUAUCAACCCAUUAGAAAAUAUUCAUUCAUAUUUUUUCAAACAUUUGCCAGUUGGAACAUUAAUUUAAUCAUUUUCUAAUCAAAUAAAUAUAUUGCAAAAUCACUGUUCCCAAAAUGAAGCUUCACUUCAACAGAUUAUUAAUACAUUUACAGUGAGGGAAAAAAGUAUUUGGUCCCCUGCUGAUUUUGUACGUUUGCCCACUGAC
Messenger RNA from Coregonus clupeaformis (lake whitefish), 4989 nucleotides. RefSeq names its product retinal guanylyl cyclase 2. The coding region runs from base 631 to 4035 and encodes 1134 amino acids. The transcript has 20 exons. Lineage: Eukaryota; Metazoa; Chordata; Actinopteri; Salmoniformes; Salmonidae. The record is from RefSeq and is a predicted model, not a curated record. Gene Ontology annotation, biological process: protein phosphorylation; intracellular signal transduction; cGMP biosynthetic process. Gene Ontology annotation, molecular function: ATP binding; protein kinase activity; peptide receptor activity.